Messenger RNA from Ruditapes philippinarum (Manila clam), 3438 nucleotides. Its product is annotated as putative leucine-rich repeat-containing protein DDB_G0290503. Gene Ontology annotation, cellular component: mitochondrial outer membrane. The transcript has 21 exons. The record is from RefSeq and is a predicted model, not a curated record. NCBI's taxonomy places the organism in Eukaryota, Metazoa, Mollusca, Bivalvia, Venerida, Veneridae. Gene Ontology annotation, biological process: mitochondrial protein catabolic process; mitophagy by internal vacuole formation. The coding region runs from base 871 to 2970 and encodes 699 amino acids.
GAAAAUGUAACGUUUUUAAACUGUUUUCUAUUCAAAAUAUGUUUAACCACGGAUCUUAAUUAUCUAUAAUAUAUAUCCGUGGUUUAACUGACUAUUAAAAUAAUGUCUUAUUUAUCUUCCGUUGAUCAUCAUUUUAUUUUAUGGCUUUAAUCUGACCAAUGUAAUUAAUAUUUAUUUUGUUUACCUCCAUUUACGAACUUUGACGUAUAUUCGUGUUUCCACGAGUUAACUAUAGCUAUAGUUAACACUAUUAAAAAUGUCAUCUACUCAAAAGAAACAAUAUAGCAAUUUAUACAACAUUUGUUAACCAAUAUGAACUUAGUUAGGAUAUAUAUAGAUAUACUGUUGCCCGUUGUAAUAUCUGUCGGGGGAAUGUUCCUUCAGGCAAUGUAAUAGAUUAACUACUUAGCCUUAAUCAGGGGGUUUAUUUUUAUGUAAUCACGUGGAAAGAACUGCAUGACAUUGUAUAAUAGUUUAUGACUCUUUGAAAAAAGUUAAUACUUAACGUAAGUAUCCGAAUCGUUUGAUUGUGAUAGGUCUAAUGAAAUAACAGUAUAUAGUAUUUGCUUAAACGUUUACAAAUACCUUUAGUCAUGUUUAAAGGGUAUUUUAUCUGUACAGGCAAACCGAUAAGUGAUCGAUUUCUUACUGCUAUUUAUAGUCACAGCUAUAUAAUCUGUACACAAAUUAGAACAACGCCGAACUUAAUAUAUUUAGAACUCCAAUAAAAGACACACUUUAAAGCGACAUUGAUAUAUUGGUUUAUACUGUGUUAAAACGUGAUGAUUUAAAGCAUUGAGUAAUUUAAUUAGUACAUGUGAUGAGGUCUUAAUAUUCUUAUACUAAGUAUCGGAUUAUCACCUGCCACAAAUGCCACCUAAACAACCCGCGAAGCCGACAACUGGUUUAAGACCAAAAAGUACAAAGACAACAGAAAAUGGAAAAGACGGGACGAAAACACCUAAAGAAGAAGGGGAUACCCGAGAGCAGAUCUUAGAAAGAGAGAAUAUGAUGCUUAGGAAAAACCUUGAUAUGCCUGAAAUAAUGAAAGAAUUUCACAAGACCGUACCCGAAAAUCACAUGCAAGCUAUGUUUUUCGAAACCCUUCAUGAUUUAGAGCUCAAAAUUCAGAAGUACGAAUCAAGCACAGGACUGACAACAAGAGGAAGUCUGUCUGAUCUCCAAAUUGACCUUGACAGAGAAAGAGCAAAUUCGAAAACGCUAGAUAAACAAGUCAAAGAGAAAAAUAGGAUGAUAGAUGAUUACAGAAAAUCUCUUAAUGAGAAAGAUAAGGAACUAAAAGCAUAUGGAACAGAGCUAGAGUUGCAAAGGUCACAUAACAGACAUUCAUCUGAAGCCAUAGAUAAACUUCAGAAACUCCAGUUAGAAUAUGAUGACAUUAGAAAUAACAUGAUAGGAAAGGAGUCAACCAUCAUCUCCUUAUCAAAAGAAGUGGAAAAUUUAAAGAACGAACUUGCCAAAGCAGAAAAAAUAAAUUCGACGUUAAAAGAAGAUGCUGCAAAAAUAGUAACCUUGCGGGCAGAACUAAAUGGUUAUGCUAAGGAACAUCAGGAACGUAUUACAGAAAUAAAGGAACUGACAAGAAAGCUUAAACAAAGAGAUAUGAUGUUUAAAGAAAACGAGGCACUUUUGCAUCAACAACAAAAAACCCUCGAAGAAAGAAACAAUGUAAUAGAAAGAUUAAAUGCAGAAAACACUCACAAUCCAGCAGAAAAUGAGGAAAAGGAUAAGGAGCUAUCCGACCUACGGAAUACCCUUGACGAACAAACAGAGCUUUUUCAAUCUUUAAAGGAAGACAAACAGAAAUUAUUACACGAGAAAACUGAAAUGGAAAUCGAGCUGUCAAAGCUGAAUGCACUUUUGAACCAAAAAGAAAAUACUAUAGCAGAACUCGAAUCAAGACUGAAUUCACCAACAGAGAACAGGUCUGAAGUGGAAUGUUCUGUUAUCGAUCAAACAGAUGAACUCAACAGAUUGACGAAUGAAUUAAAGGAAGCCAAAGUCGUCAAUGCCAAAGUCACGAGAGAAAAGGAAAAGCUUGAAUUCACAUGUCACGAGGCGUUUGACAAGCUCGAAAAGACAGAAAAGAGAAUAAAACAACAACAAGAUGAGCACAAUAAAGCGAUAAAGAGGAAAGAUGAAAUUAUCCAGAAACUCCGCGCUGAAAAGUUGAUGGUAGAUCCAACAGGUGGUGGUAAUGCAAAUAUAGAAACAAAGAGCCUUGUAGAAAAGUACGAAAAAACUGUGAAAGAACUUACAAAUGCUAGGAACGAGAUUGAGGAACUUAAACAAAGGCUUCUCAAAAUUCCUGGUGGAAGUUUGGUAAACGGCAGUCAAAGUAUUUCUGACUUCACAGGAGACAACAGACCGGCCAAACUUUCGGAAAAAUUCUCUGAACUUUAUGAAAAUGAAUGGACAGUUGCAUAUAAAGAAGCUGCAAAAGAAUUCAAUUCAGAUGAGAAAAUAAUUGGGCAUCUUUAUAAAACUGUGAUAGACAUUUUCGAUUUUUGUAAGACUAUCGCAGAGGAACAUGAAAAGAGUAUUCAAGCAUGUGCAUUAACUGUCCCGUAUGCUGCUAGAGGAAGACUUAAAACAGAUAAGAUUGGUUUAAGCAACCUUCGCCAGUUGAAGGAGUUAAGAAAACUUGUUGCGCCACAUCUUGUAGAAGGUGUAUUCCAGCAUUUUCUCGACACAAUGCAAAUUAACUUGAUGGGAAAGAGGACAACAGAAAAGUUCAUGAAGAAAUGUGUUGAAGUUUGUUGGUUGAUGAACUCCCAGGACCCACCUGUUACUAUAGAUACAACAUAUUCAAAAGGUGCGGAAUUCGACGGGGAUAGAUUCAGGUCAUACACUAAGUCAGGAAAACUGAUAGACUAUGUUGUAUGGCCACCUGUGAUGUUACAUAAAGAUGGACAAUUGUUGUGCAAAGGUGUUGCACAGGCCAGAUAAUGUUGAUAGAAACUUAGAAACUGGGUGCUAAAUUUCCAAUUGAUUUUUUGCAUUUUGAAUCUUUAGUAACAGGUUGCUCAAUACAUUGUAUCAAACUGUGUAAGAUGAAUAUGUAGACCAUAUUCAGUUUAAUUUGAAUACAUAUUUUUCAGAGAGGAAUAAUCAAAAGUGUUAUACUGUGCGAGUAUUUUUGUCUGUUAGUUUAGUACAUGUGUUCUUUACAACUUGCAUUUUUAAUUUCUGUCUCGGCACUUUUACCGUAUGUGUCGAGAGGACCAAUGCCUAGUGUCAUAAACUAAAUAAAAUACAAAAUACAUCUAUUGUACUACAUUUAUGAAUUUAUCAUUUCAGUAUUAAUUGAUUCAUUCAUAUGUCAUAGACAUGGAUUGCUUUGUCGACCAAAAGUAAUUUAAGAAUUUGAAAACAAUUGUGCUUUGUGUUCUUCAUUGGUAUUGUUUGAUAAAAGAA